This is a messenger RNA of Malaya genurostris, 697 nucleotides long. RefSeq lists its product as uncharacterized. Lineage: Eukaryota; Metazoa; Arthropoda; Insecta; Diptera; Culicidae. The record is from RefSeq and is a predicted model, not a curated record. Gene Ontology annotation, molecular function: N-acetyltransferase activity. The transcript has a single exon. The coding region runs from base 4 to 690 and encodes 228 amino acids.
GAAAUGGAAACAGGUUCGGAUAAUUUCCCUGUCGUUUUUCGUGCGGCUACCGCUUCGGAUAGGGAGGACGUUCGAGACGCUUUGGGUCGUUUCUUCUUUCCCGAAGAACCGAUCACAAUCAGUUACUACGGUGGAAGUGAGGUAACUGCAGACGACAUGAAUAACUCACUGUCACUGAUCGAUGAUGGCUUCGUAACGCUGGCAGUGGAUGGCAACAGUGAUAAAAUUGUCGGCAUCUCGGCGGGAUCUCUGAUCGAACCCAACGAGGCAGAAAAGCUGAUGGAUUUAGCUUCGAAUGCGGAAACGGUAAAAUUUGCUGAUAUUCUACAUUUUCUUGCUCACAUGGUCAACCAAGCUGACAUCUUUCAACGAUUGGCCGUGACAAAAGUGUACCACAUUCACAGCCUGGCAGUGGCACCGGAAGUUCGUGAAAGAUCUCUAGGAACGCUUCUAGUUAGGAAACAGUUUGAGCAGGCCCGCCAAUGUGGGGCUCAAGCGGUGAGCACCGAUGCUACCGGCGUACAUUCAGCCAGAAUUUUCAAAAAACUAGGAAUGGAAAAUGUUUAUUCGAUCUCGUACGAAAAGUAUCGAAACGCGUCUCAUCAGCAGGUAUUCGUCGGAAAAGAACCCCACCUGGAAGCUACUACGUUUGCAAUGUUAAUAGGGAAUCGCACUGAAAUUGACAAAUAAAGAAAAU